UCUUGUAAAAUUUUGGAAAGAAUUUCAAAAAGUUGUAAAAGUAAUUAUAAAAAUGCCUCAAGAAAGUGAAAACCUAAUUCCCGAUAAAAAAUUUGAUAUCAAAACUGUGAAUGAAGACAACGAAGCCCUACAACAAAUUGCGGUGAAUUUUAUUUUUGGCAAUUUUGAGGAAGAACCUGAAGAACAUGUUGUUCCUGAUAGAAUUGAGCAGAGACCGGCAGCAAUAGUCGAAGAUAUACCUAAUUUGUCCUUUGAAGAUGCGACAUCGGGCAAUCUUCAUGAUAUGAAUACACCAGAUGCUGAAAGUAGUUAUCAAAUGAUUAAUAUUCAGUUUCGAGAUAAUGAAAGUAUACAGGAACCUUGGCAUACAAGUAAUCUGGAAGGAAAUGAAAUUAUAGAAGACGACCCGGACCCAGAUGACUACUAUUUCUAGAAGUGUUCAUAGUUAGCAAUGUUUUUCAGAUUAGGGAGACCACGGGAAAAGGCAAAUGGAGAGAUAACAAAUACUGAAACAUUAAAUUCUAAUGGCAAUUCGUAGGUGUGGUCA
Molecule: messenger RNA, 547 nt
Organism: Teleopsis dalmanni
Lineage: Eukaryota; Metazoa; Arthropoda; Insecta; Diptera; Diopsidae
Exons: 2
Coding region: 53-433 (126 amino acids)
Source: RefSeq, a predicted model, not a curated record